CCCACGUGACCAGAGUCCCCAUCCAAUAUGGCGUCCCCCAGGAUAUGCGGGCUGCUCUUCCUGCCCUCGCUGCUCGGCUUGCUAGGAGUGGCGUGGUGCAGCCUGGGCUCGGGGGUUUCCCGCGACGAUGACCUGCUGCUGCCUUACCCACUCGCGCGCACGCGUCCCUCGCGGGACUGCGCCCGGGUGCGCGCCGGCAGCCGCGAGCAAGAGAGCUGGCCUCCGCCGCCCGCGACCCCUGGCGCCAGCCACCGCGCGGCCGUGCGCACCUUUGUGUCGCACUUCGGGGGCCGCGCGGUGGCCGGCCACCUGACACGGGUCGCCGCGCCUCUGCGCACUUUCUCGGUGCUGGAGCCCGGGGGACCUGGAGGCUGCGCGCAGAAGCGCCGUGCCACCGUGGAAGACACAGCCGUCCCGGCAGGUUGCCUCAUCGCCCAGAACGGUGGCUUCUUCCGCAUGGGCACCGGCGAGUGCUUGGGGAACGUGGUGAGCGACGGGCGGCUGGUGAGCAGUUCCGGGGGGCUGCAGAACGCUCAGUUCGGGAUCCGCCGCGACGGGACCUUGGUCACCGGGUACCUGUCUGAGGAGGAGGUUCUGGACACUGUGAAUCCGUUUGUGCAGCUGCUGAGUGGAGUUGUGUGGCUCAUCCGCAAUGGAAGCGUCUACAUCAAUGAGAGCCAAGCCACCGAGUGCGAUGAGACACAGGAAACAGGUUCUUUCAGCAAAUUUGUGAAUGUGAUAUCAGCCAGGACAGCCGUGGGUCAUGACCGUAAGGGGCAACUCGUACUCUUCCAUGCAGAUGGACAGACGGAGCAGCGUGGCAUCAACCUGUGGGAGAUGGCAGAGUUCCUGCUGAGACAAGAUGUGGUCAAUGCCAUCAAUCUGGACGGAGGUGGUUCCGCCACCUUUGUGCGCAACGGGACCCUGGCCAAUUACCCCUCGGAUCACUGCCAGGACAACAUGUGGCGCUGUCCCCGCCGUGUGUCCACCGUGGUGUGUGUGCAUGAACCCCGCUGCCAGCCACCCAACUGCAGUGGCCACGGGACCUGUGUGGAUGGUCACUGCGAAUGCACCAGCCGCUUCUGGCGGGGUGCCGCCUGCAGCGAGCUAGACUGUGGCCCCUCCAACUGCAGCCAGCAUGGGCUGUGCACAGAGACUGGCUGCCGCUGCGACGCUGGAUGGACAGGGUCUAACUGCAGUGAAGAGUGUCCCCUGGGCUGGUACGGGCCAGGUUGCCAGAGGCCUUGCCAGUGUGAGCAUCAGUGUCCCUGCGACCCCCAGACUGGCAACUGCAGCAUCUCCCAAGUGAAGCAGUGUCUCCGGCCAACUGAGGCCACACCAAGGGCAGGAGAGCUGGCCUUUUUCACCAGGAUCAAGCAAAUAUUCUGCUUCUCCAGCAGCCGGCUCACUGAAAAGGAAGAUGUGGUUGUUGUUGACCGAUUAGUUUUUCAGAGUUAGGAAAGCCCUUCUUGUUGUACAGCUACUGGUCCUGUGGUGGAGACUGCCCAUGAAUUCAUAUGGAAUGUUUGGUGCUUCUAAGUUGUGAGACCCACAAGAGAGUCCCAUCAAGACAUCAUGCUGCAUUUUCUUCCUGUGGUACCCUCCCACGAUGGAAUAUCACAGGGAGUUACAAUAGAGGGUCGUCCUCUGUGUGUCUUGAGGAUGCCUUGCUAAGGCACUGGAGGCUGUGCAGAUCUUCACACGGCCUCUUUCCCUGAUUUGAAUAUGUUGUCUUGUCCCUGUGUGUCAUACAUGGACCUGCUCUGUGAUGAUGUCUCUCUGGGUUUUGAAUUGCAAUUCUUCUGAAGAUCACAUCUGUCUUGUUCUUUAAGACCCCUCAGACACUGAUUGUGCCUUCCAAACCGCCUUCCAGAAAUCCCCCUGCCAACUACAUACACUGGUGUGAGAUCACUUCUUCACCUAAAGAAUUUUCUGCAGUCACUUACCUAAAAUGGAUCCCUGCCCACAUUCUCCUAGGUUCCCUGCCUACUCUGACUCUGCUGCCCUUAUAUAUGGAGCACACCUUUAACCAUGACAGUGACCCUCAUGUGAGGUCACAGAGACCAGGCCUCACUCUUUGGGAAAUCUCAAAGGCUGUCCAGGCACAUGGGUUAUAUAUUUUAGGUUAGUACUCAUGGGAAGUAUCUGAAGGCAUCUUUUAUGACCAUUUUAUGGGAAGAAGCUCAAUUCAAGGCCUCCUCUUUCUCUAGGGAACUUUACCCCCAGGAAGAGCAAGUCCAGUGGGGAUGAGGUAUGCAUACUCAGUCCCAAUGUGCAAAGUGUAAUUCUUGGUUUAUCAUUUCAGAGAAAAGAAGAGUAGGUAGGCAUCAGUAUUUUCUUAAACAAACAACAUGCCCCGCCCCCCCCCAAAAAAAACCACACAACAAAAUGGAGAGAUGGAGAGAGGUGGGGCUCUGUGAGUUUAGUGCUCACCAGUCUAUAUAGUGAGCUCCAGGCUGUGAGACCCUGACCUUUUUUUUUGUGGGGGGGAGGCUAUGUUUCCAGAAGUGUUGAUUGGCUUUUGUUUUAUGGUUGGUUUUUGUGUUUUGAGAUGGGAUUUCACUCUGUGAUGCAGGCUGCCCUUGAAUUUGGGGCUUUGGGGAUAGUGUUGCCCAAAGUCUGGUUCCUGACUUGUGUUAUUCUUUUGUUUUUUAUUUUUGCGCCAGGGUCUCUGGCUGGCCUAGAACUUGCUUUUUUGAUCUUUUAAGGCUCCACAAAGGUAGAAGAAAUGUUUGUUAGGCUCUCACUUUUCUUUUCUAAACGACUCCAUGAAGAAAGCCAGAGCCUUUUUUUUUUGACCCUGUCUUGGGCAUGUCAGAGCCGGGAGCUCCCACUGACUCCCCUGGUGUAAGCAAAGCUUGGAGCUGUGCCUCUCAGUCACUGCCUUUGUGGCUGGUUUAGCCAGGCCUGAGGUCCUGAGUGAGGCUUCAGCACCGGGCCAGGGAGUUUACCUUAGCCUUGGCCUGUGCUACACAUUACAGCUGCUCUGUUUUCUGAGACUCCUUCCCUGGGCUCCCAGCUGCUGACACUUCCACCUUUGGGGAUCUGGUGGCAUCUGCCUUGCAGUCAUCAAACACUUUCCACAUUCUGUGUUUUCUCUUCCACCUCAGUAACUACUACUUCAGAUGCCUCUUUCCUGAAAAUGUGGAGGAUUCUGGCUUUUUCUAUCACCUCCUCAUGUUUAUGUCAUCGUCAAGCCCAAGGCUGAGCUACAGGUUUGGCCUGCGGCUCAAAGGAUGAUCAAGUUGUGUUAUUGCUUAUUGGUAGUGACAUUUGAAAAGGUAGGUGAUGAGGCGAUGGGCCUCCCUGGCCUGUGUCUGAUCCCCGGCCUGGAGGCAGUGGAGCAGAGAGCCGGGUCACUUGCUCCUCCCUGUUAUCUUACAGCCCUGCUGUUCCAUGGAUUGUUUGACUCUGGAGCGAAGUAUCCAAGGGACUGACAGGGGACAGGUGUUUCCCAUGCCCAUCUUGGAGCUGAGAGGGACCAACAGUGUGGGGGUACUCCUAUCUGUGCCUGUACCAUGGCCCUGUCCUCUGCUUCUUGCUUUUUUAAAAGACAAAAGGGCACCCUGGGGAACUGUGGGAAUCCCUGGUUCGAGGAGGUGCCACCACCCUGGCUGUCCUGUGGUGACAAAUUUCCCUCAGGUGGGCAGUAUCAUGGUUCUAGAAGUUCCCGGAAUAGCUCAAGAGUGUUGGCACAUUUGGAUUACCUGGGGGAGCUUUCUAACCAGCACCCCCUCCUUGGUGCCCAAUCCCUCCCCUCAGGAGAUGUGGUAAGAGUGAGGCUUCUGUUCAAGUGGGACCUCUCCAGGUUCCAUGGAACCAUGCUUGGGACUCUCUAGCUGUAUGUGGUCAGCUUUCUCUGUUCAGGGGCGUGCUGGACACCUGAGAAAGUUGUUUUCAGUGUUGCCAAAUGGCAGGUAAAAAGUGGUUCCUGGUUGCCUGUUUCUACUGAAAAACAUAUAGGCAGAGUGAAAAUUCCAUUUGGUCAGGGGUUAAAGACAAGCGAGCAGCCCCUCCAUCUCAUCAGGUGACCCCAGGCCUCCUGUU
This is a messenger RNA of Peromyscus californicus insignis, 4047 nucleotides long. RefSeq names its product N-acetylglucosamine-1-phosphodiester alpha-N-acetylglucosaminidase (gene Nagpa). The coding region runs from base 28 to 1458 and encodes 476 amino acids. NCBI's taxonomy places the organism in Eukaryota, Metazoa, Chordata, Mammalia, Rodentia, Cricetidae. The transcript is spliced from 10 exons. The record is from RefSeq and is a predicted model, not a curated record.